GUUUUCGUUUGGAGUCCCGAACAGAGGUGAUGACCCACUGUAGUGACAAUGAUGAGCAGAGUGAUGACAGAGCAGAAAAAGCCAACAGGAACCAGAAGAGAAGUAAAGGAGAGAAGCAUGUGUCUUUCCCCCCUGAUGAACAGAUAGUAUCCGGCUUUGCAGAGCACAUUGACGCUGACACAAAGGUUGACAGCUGCCUCACCUUGACAGAGGUAAUGGUGGCGUACCAGCAGAGCUGUAGCAGACACCAGGUCCAACCCAGAGCGCACAUCCUGCAACAGCUCCAGCAGGGUGUGUGUGUAGGUGGCAGUGUGAAAUGUCUGGAUCUCAAAGGUGAGCGAUUAGACCAGCGCUCCUGUGAAGCUCUGGAAGUCGUUCUGAAAUCGCUGCACUUUGAUUUCAUCAAUCUGCAGGCAGCCCAACUGGAAGAAAAUGGAGCAUCGUCCUUGCUGGAUAUGAUUUUGUACUAUGAAUCUACAACCCAUCUUGACAUUUCUGACAACAGCAGUAUGGGAACAUUGUGUUGGAGGGCCCUCGCUCAUUUGAUAAAGCAGAGUGCGCGUCUGUCCAGACUGGAUGUGUGUAAUGUGCCUGUGGUUGACUAUCCGGCCCAGUCUCUAUCCAAUGCUCUGCUGACCAGCCGGCUCACAGUGCUGCACCUGCACAAUGCCCAGCUCAGCGGCAUGCCGCUCUACACACUGGUUCGCGCACUGAAGUCAAACAAAGCUCUGCAAGAGCUUCACCUCACCAACAACCUUCUGAACAGCUACCAGGAUGCCCUGUACUUGGGAGACCUGCUGCACUACAACACCACCUUACAGACACUUGAGCUUAGCAGCAAUGAUGUAGCAGAUGCUGGUCUGGAAGAGCUGUGUGACGGUCUGAGGUGGCAGACAGCAGGUUUGAAGGUCUUACUGCUGAGGAACAACCAGAUCACUGCAAAUGGCAUGUUCCACCUGGCCAAGACUCUGCCCAUGCUGAAGGUCCUGCAGGUCCUGGAUUUGGGUGAGAAUGCCCUGGGGAACGAGGGGAUCCAGGUGAUCAGGGAGCCUCUGAUGGUGAACAGCUCACUGCUGCAGCUAGGCCUGACUCAAGCCAACAUCACAUGUGAAGGUGCCGUGGCCUUGGCAGAGUUCCUGGCAGAGGGUCGUCAGAUCCAGCAGCUGGACCUCCGUCAGAACCAGGUGAAGGUUGGAGGCCUGAUGGCCUUGUGUCUGGCCCUAAGGAUCAACCGUUCUCUGGUUAGCCUGGAUCUGGACCACAUCCCUCCACAGGAGCAGUUGCAUCAUGAUGACACCGGUGCUCUGGGGAACACAGAACGUAGGCAGACAAUAGCAACCAGGCAGAACAAACCUCCCAGCAUGCCUCAGAGGGCAGCAGGGAACGGCUCAGAGCAGGAGGGACCCGGGUUCACACUGCUCCCAGAUCAGCCAGUCACCUACUGGAACCACCACACAAUGCAGCUCGCAUAG
Molecule: messenger RNA, 1472 nt
Organism: Plectropomus leopardus (leopard coralgrouper)
Lineage: Eukaryota; Metazoa; Chordata; Actinopteri; Perciformes; Serranidae
Source: RefSeq, a predicted model, not a curated record